This is a messenger RNA of Pipistrellus kuhlii (Kuhl's pipistrelle), 759 nucleotides long. RefSeq names its product F-box only protein 31-like. Lineage: Eukaryota; Metazoa; Chordata; Mammalia; Chiroptera; Vespertilionidae. The record is from RefSeq and is a predicted model, not a curated record. The transcript has a single exon. The coding region runs from base 1 to 732 and encodes 243 amino acids.
AUGGUGAGUUACUAUAAUCCUGACUGCCUGACCUACAGCCGCGUCUACCUCCCACUGAGUUACCCUGAUGACCUCAUCAGGCCAGGCAUCUUCCAAGGCAUCUAUGAUGCCUACAGUGUAAAGAUUGUCCUGCUCAGCUUCCUUGGGAACUAUGCCAGGGCCUCGAGGAUCCCAAGAUACCCCAUCAUCCCUGCCUGGAAGGAGACAUUAGAGAUCCACCUCCUGCACCGCAUCCAACUGCCAAAUAUGGAGAUCCUCCUUGACUUCCACGUGCUCUCCGGCAUCGUCCAGGAGAUUCAGGAGCAGGUGAUGCAGGAGCAGCAGGAGGAAGAAGGCGGGCCUGAGGACAGCGAGGGCCAUGGCUGGCAGAGCCCUGCCCAGCCCAGCGUCAGGGAGUCCAGGGCUGCAGCUUUGGAGGAGCAGCCUGCCCACAGCUUUGUUCUGCCUGCGGGUGUGGACUCAAUAGACCAGAACUACCCUCGAACCUACAGGAUGUAUUUCUAUGGUGUGGACAUUGUUCCCUUCUAUGACCCCAUCCACCCCCAGCGCUUCUCUGGAAUCUUCAUCCUUUUCGAUGAGGACCACUUCGGUUUCCUCUGUGUGGAGCGGAGAUGCUUCACCUUGUACAGCAGAAUGCAGGAGACCUUCAAGAAUGUGGAGGCACCUUCCCCACAGGCCUUCCUGGAGAUGCUCAAGAACAUUGAGGCCCUACCCCUGAGAGGAGCAGUUUGAUUUUCAAUUUAAAGAUUUAACCUGACU